AUGGCUCAGUAUUAUCCCAACCAGCAGCAGCAGGGCUACGCGCCCCAAGGCAACGCACAGAAUCUCCAGUUCUUCCCCUCGUCCUACUCCUCAGUCUCCGGCCACACGACCCCGUCACAAGCCUCCUAUGGUGCUGGGUUCGGCGGCGCGCCGAAUCCUUCGGCGCAAGCCUAUCCCGUUAGUGGAGGCUAUGGGGGCUUCGGGUCUCCGGCGGCAGGCGUGAGUGGGAGGAUGGGAGAGCAGGGUGGUUUGCGGACGGGCUGGUUGGCUGCGUUUGGGACGGAGGGUUAUGAUGGUGAACCGCCGUUGCUAGAGGAGCUGGGUGUUAACUUUGAGCAUAUUCGGACAAAGACCCUGACCGUCCUUAACCCCUUCGCCUCCAUCGACAACCACCUCAUGGACGACAGCGACCUCUACGGCGCGCUCCUCUACAUCGUUCUCUACGGUACCUUCCUUCUCCUCUCUGGAAAAGUGUUCUACGGCUACAUCUACGGCGUCGCCGUCUUCGGCACCAUCGCCCUGCACCUCAUCCUCAGCCUGAUGUCUCCAGCCCUGGACGCCGCACCAACCCCCAGCGCCGCCGACCCCGCAAACUACAACCCCCACCACAAGUCCUCCCUCUCCGCCGCCUCCGCCGCCGGCCAUUUCUCUGCGACCCUGACAUUUCCCCGCUCCGCAAGCGUCUUGGGCUACUGUUUCCUCCCGCUCGUCCUGACCGCUCUCAUUGGUAUCUUGAUUCCUAUGGAUACCCUGUUCGGGUAUCUCUUGACUACGGCGGCCGUGGGCUGGUGCACGUACAGCUCGUCGGGCAUGUUUUGUGCCGUGGCACGUAUGAGCGGUAUGCGCGGCCUGGUGGCCUAUCCGCUGGCGCUAUUCUAUGUUGUCUUUGGAAUUAUGGGCAUUUUCUCGUCCCGGGGGACGGGCUCACUGGCUGCGAAGACGGGUGCUGCAUGA
This is a messenger RNA of Penicillium canariense, 954 nucleotides long. Its product is annotated as transporter YIP1. Gene Ontology annotation, biological process: vesicle fusion with Golgi apparatus; endoplasmic reticulum to Golgi vesicle-mediated transport. Gene Ontology annotation, cellular component: trans-Golgi network. The transcript is spliced from 2 exons. Lineage: Eukaryota; Fungi; Ascomycota; Eurotiomycetes; Eurotiales; Aspergillaceae. The record is from RefSeq and is a predicted model, not a curated record. The coding region runs from base 1 to 954 and encodes 317 amino acids.